Drosophila sulfurigaster albostrigata is the source of this 3941-nucleotide messenger RNA. RefSeq names its product open rectifier potassium channel protein 1 (gene Ork1). Gene Ontology annotation, biological process: stabilization of membrane potential; potassium ion transmembrane transport. Lineage: Eukaryota; Metazoa; Arthropoda; Insecta; Diptera; Drosophilidae. Gene Ontology annotation, molecular function: potassium ion leak channel activity. The record is from RefSeq and is a predicted model, not a curated record. Gene Ontology annotation, cellular component: membrane.
UGGAGUCGAGUCGAGUCGAUGCGAGUGUUGAGCGUUGAGCUUCUUCCAGCGACGGCGAUAUUGUGUGCAGUCAUAUGAUGGACGUAUCGCGCUGCGUAUCGUAACAACAACGUAGCGGGCGUUGGGUGUUGAGCGUAUAACCGUUACCGUUACCGUUACCGUUGUGUGGCUGAGCGGGAUUACCGUUAGCAUUUGCAGCAUUGUUUUCCCGUUAACGGUUAACCGCUUGCCCAGCUUUAUUCGAAUUCCAAUCCGUCAACGCGAACGCGAACGCGCGCCGCACCCGCAGCUCUGCAGCUGCGCAGCUGCCGCAAGAGAGACGUGAGCUUCCAAGCAUUUCAAUCUAAAUCACAAACACACACACACACACGUACAACACACUCACACACACACACACUCGCAGAGCGGCAGACAGGGCACACAACAAAAGUGUCAACCCGCCGCCUGCAGCGCUUCAAUUUCAAUUCAAUGCGCGCCGUGUAACGGUCGCGAUCAACGGUUCUAUGCAUUGAUUUUCGUUCGUUUCUCCGUUCGUUCGCCUUUUUUUUUUUAUUCUGUUUCUGUUUCGCCUUCGCCUUGCCAAAAGCCAAAAGGAAAUUCGCAAACAUACAAAAAAGUGCAGUGCAAAAAAAUUUUGUUGUGAUUCGUUUUUUUUUUUCGUGUCGGAUUUUCGGAGUGUGUUUGAGCCAGCGACGACGGGUCGAGCAUGUCGCCAAACCGUUGGAUCCUCUUGCUCAUCUUCUAUAUAUCAUAUCUGUUAUUUGGCGCUGCGAUCUACUAUCACAUCGAGCAUGGCGAAGAGAAGGAAGCACGCGCCGAGGAGCUGAAGGAGCGCAUUGAAAUCCAUGAUUAUCUAUUGGAUCAGUUGUCGGAUAAGAAUGAGACAACGCAGAAUGAAAUAUUGGAGAGGAUAACGGAUUAUUGUGGCAAACCGGUGACGGAUUACACUAAGGAUGAGUACGAAAUUCCCUACACAUGGACCUUCUACCACGCCUUCUUCUUCGCCUUCACCGUCUGCUCGACGGUGGGCUAUGGCAACAUAUCGCCCACCACGUUUGCGGGUCGCAUGGUGAUGAUCGUCUACUCGGUGAUCGGCAUUCCCGUCAACGGUAUUCUCUUCGCUGGUCUCGGCGAAUAUUUCGGACGAACGUUCGAGGCGAUCUAUCGUCGGUAUAAAAAGUACAAAAUGUCCUCGGAUGAUCAUUAUGUGCCGCCGCAGCUGGGACUGAUCACAACCGUUGUGAUCGCUCUUAUACCGGGCAUAGCGUUGUUCCUUUUGCUCCCCGCCUGGGUGUUUACCUACUUUGAGAAUUGGCCGUACUCCAUUUCGUUGUACUACAGCUAUGUAACGACAUCGACAAUUGGUUUCGGCGACUACGUUCCCACAUUUGGAUCCAAUCAGCCUCGAGAAUUCGGCGGUUGGUUUGUGGUCUAUCAGAUCUUUGUCAUUGUCUGGUUCAUAUUCUCCUUGGGUUAUCUGGUGAUGAUCAUGACAUUUAUCACACGUGGACUUCAAAGCAAGAAACUGGCCCAUUUGGAGCAACAAUUGUCGUCGAAUCUGAAGGCAACACAGAAUCGCAUCUGGACGGGAGUUACCAAGGAUGUUGGCUAUCUGCGGCGACUACUCAACGAGCUCUACAUACUCAAAGUGAAGCCCGUUUACACCGACACGGAAUAUGCGUUCUCACUGCCACGUUCGGCCUCCUGCCCCGAACUCAGCAUGUAUCGCGUGGAACCCGCUCCGAUACCAAGUCGGAAGCGCGCUUAUUCUGUGUGCGCCGAGGUGGCGUCUGCCCAGGCUGUGGGCUUGGUGCACGCUAAUUCCGAUACGGAGCUGAGCAAGUUCGAUCGCGAGAAGACGUUCGAGACGGCGGAAGCGUAUCGCCAGACCACAGAUCUGCUGGCCAAGGUGGUGACGGCUUUGGCCACGGUUCAGCCGCCGCCGGAGGCUGAUGAUGCGGCACUGUAUGGCGGCUAUCAUGGCUUCUCCGAUUCCCAAAUUCUCGCCAGCGAAUGGUCCUUCUCCACGGUCAACGAGUUCUCGACGCCGCGUCGUCCACGCGGUCGUGCCUGUUCCGACUUUAACAUUGAGCCACCGCGUCGUCCACUGCGCGCGCCGCACACACACAACGAAUGGACAUGGAGCGGUGAUAAUCAGCAGAUACAGGAGGCCUUUAAGAAUCGCUACAAGAGUCAGGCGAAUGGUGGCAGUGCCAGCGAUUCGUAUGUGGUGCACCUGGAGCCGGACAGCGUUGAGGAGCAUCUGAAGAAGAACAACACCAGCGUUGGAGCCGGUCGCGUCAAAAAGUUCUCCAUGCCCGAUGGACUCCGCAAGCUCUUCCAUCGCAAGCGUCCCUCGCAGGAUCUGGAGCGCAAGCUGUCGGUGGUCUCGGUGCCCGAGGGCAUCACCGAGCUGCCAGGACGCUCCCCUCUCGACUACUACAACAACACGGUCACGGCGGGCGCCAGUCAAUCGUAUCUACGCAAUGGUCGGGGACCGCCGCCACCUUUCGACUCCAAUACAAGUCUCGCUUCGGGUGGAGGCCUCAACAAUCCGGGCUUCCAGCUCGACGAUUCGGAACAGGCAACCUUCAGCUCCAGCACGGGCCCCUAUCAACGCAGGUCAGCCGCUGGCGUUGCGGCAGCUGGCAAACGUCGUCGCGAAUCGAUCUACACGCAGAAUCCGGCGUUGGCUGCACGACGUGGCAGCAUGUAUCCACCGACAGCUGCCGCCCUGGCCCAGAUGCAACGUCGCGGUUCCGGUUCGGCGGCCAUGGCUGCAGUUGCCGCCCGUCGGGGCAGUCUUUUCCCGGCCACAGGAGGUGGACCCACAACCGGUUCGACGCCCAGGCGCUCGAGUAUCUUCUCCGUUACCUCUGACAAGGAUAUGGACGUGCUGGAGCAGACCACUAUAGCGGACCUCAUACGCGCUCUCGAAGUCGUCCACACGCAUGCGGUGCUCGACGAACACCAACAGCAGCAGCAGCAGCAGCAACAGCAGCACCAGUUGAGUGGCAACAAGCUGCACAAGAAGCAGCGCAAGAUGGGCAAUGCUGGCCUCGAUCCGCCCCAGCUGCCGCCCCUACUCUCGUUCUUUGCGGGUGAUCAGACGCGCACCUUGCAGGCCACAGCAGCGAAUCGGCUCUACGCCAGACGCUCCACCAUCGUGGGGACCAUGUCACCGCUGAGCGGCGUUGCCAACAGCAGUGCUGGGGCCGGACGUCGUCCGUCGGGCAUUCAGAUGAUGGAGCCACCGCCCAGCUAUACGGAAAAGCCGCUGCCCAGCGUCGCAUCGACGUCGACGCCCAGCGGACCGUCCAAGUUCCGGCGACGCUUCAGCGUGCGUCCCACGGCACUGCAAAUUCCACCAGGCCAAGCGCCACCGCCCGGCGUUAGUCUGAGCGAUGAGCCGAGUCCGUUGCCAACGGGUUCUCAGACGGCGCUGCAGCGUCGCCUCUCGCUGCGUCCCUCGCCGCUGGCGCGUGAGAUGUCGCCAACUUCACCCACGGGUGUGAACAGCUCGGGUGCAUCUGGUUUGGAGGAUGCGGGCACUUCGGCCACCCGACUGCUGCCAUCGUCGAUAACGCGACCGAGCACGAGCAGCACACACUCACCGUUGUCGAGGAUUGUGCAAAUCUCGCAGGCACAACGCAAGAGUAGUAUGCCCGAGGGAUUUGCGGGAGCGGGUGCACGAAAGCCCGGCAAUAAUCCAGGCAGCAACUCCGGAAGUGGUAGCGGAGGUGCCAGCGGAAGCAACGGAACAGGCAGCGAAAAAUAAUCGAUUGGUGUUUGUCCGGAACGUGUCUCAAGUGUUUUUUAGUUUAUAGUUUGAUUAUUGUUGCCACUAAUUCGCCUAUCUGUACUACAUACUAUGUAAUUUUAUGUUUAAUCCUAUACAAUUCUUGCGAAAACAUUCCUCGGAUAUAUUUCCCGGAAAAAAA